Molecule: messenger RNA, 2055 nt
Organism: Trichoderma harzianum CBS 226.95
Lineage: Eukaryota; Fungi; Ascomycota; Sordariomycetes; Hypocreales; Hypocreaceae
Exons: 2
Coding region: 1-2055 (684 amino acids)
Biological process (GO): activation of GTPase activity
Molecular function (GO): GTPase activator activity
Source: RefSeq, a predicted model, not a curated record
AUGACCACGUCCAAGAGCUCCAAGUCGUCCUCGUUCCAUUCGCUCAACAGCGACGACGCCAGCGUCCUGUCCGACGUCGGCCACUUUGAGGACAUUGGCCUCAACGACGACGGUGUCACCCCAAAGGCUGCGUUACACAAGGCUCGCGGGCCUCGAGAUCUUGCCUCUGCCAAGCGGGCGCCGCGCUCGAAGCGGUCGUUUCCCAACCUCCACGGCACUGCGGCGGCAUCGAAUCCCCGGAGCACUUCUCUUUCGUCCUUUGCCGAUCCGCGACCCGCGACUCUCACCAAGGGAUACUCGACAUCGUCCGUCCCUCAGUCUCGCCGCCAUCGCAGCACCAGCCCGGGCCUGACGCCAGACCCUCGCGACCCAAGUCUCGCCGGCAAGCCGCGACGGGGCAGCUGGCAGGUUAGCCGCGACCGCAAGUCCAUCUCAGAGCUUGAGCAGGAGUGUGACGACGAUGACGAUGAUGACGACGACAUUCCCGACGGCCUGUUUCUCGACAACGUGCCCAUUUCCCCGCGCCCACAGAGUGAGCGACCUGCCAGCCGGCCGCAGUCCAUAAAGUCCGUGUCUCCAUCGCCUGACCGCCGACGCAACAACCGAGUUCGCAGUGUUGGCAAUGGCACGCCUCCCGUCGCCCAAGCGCAGGGCUCAUUGCGAUCGCCAAGCUGGAAAACCGAUGGCGAUAGGCCGCCCCCGAGCCCUCUCCGAGGCAAAGCCCGCAGCUGGACCAUUGCGCUUGCAGACUUGAAUGCUGAUACAAAAGACCUUGUGGAAAAGCUGGAGGAGCACGCCGACGAGAUGCAUGAAAUCGAAGCCAAGAAACAUGGUGCACGACCCAAUACGUGGAACCCGAACCAGUCGGCGAAGAUGGAGUACGAGAAGAAACAGCGAGUCAAGUCGUCCUUUGCAGAGCUCCCACCACUGCGCCGCUCCAACAUCAUGAUUGACCCGCUCCCCAUUUCCAAGGAGAAGGAGGCGGUCCUGAGCCGUACUCGACCGUCGUGGCUGCCGCCCAAAGAUCCCGCCGAAGAGCGACGCCAUCUCCGUGAGUAUCAGAAGAUGAUGAUUGCCAGUGUCAAGGCGGAGGAGCGCCGUGAAGCAGCGCGAAAGAACAAGGUCGACGCACGGGACAACAAUGCGGACAGGGCCAUGCACAUCUGGGAGGACGAUAUUCUUCCUCGAUGGAACCGAGCUAUACGUGAAAAGGCAACGAGGGAGCUAUGGUGGAAGGGAGUGGCUCCUCGCAGUCGGAGAUCCGUAUGGGCAAAGGCCAUUGGAAACGAGCUUGGCCUGACCGAGGCAUCUUUCAAAGCAGCUUUGACCAGAUCAGAAGAGCUGGAGCAGAGAGUCAAGACGGACAGGGGCGAUGCAGAGGACUUACGGCGCGUCAAGUGGUUUGAGCAAAUCCGCAAAGACGUCGCCGAGAAGACGUGGAGGGAGCUUCGAAUCUUUGAAGUGACUGGCCCGCUUCACCAGGGCCUGGUAGAUGUGCUGAGAGCAUAUGCCAUGUACAGGAACGACAUUGGCUAUGUGUCAGGAUGUAACACCAUAGCCGCGCUGCUCCUCCUUAAUCUACCAAAUCCCGAAACCGCAUUCAUCGCGCUGGCCAACGUCCUCAACCGACCUCUACCGCUAUCCUUUUACACUUUUGACCGCGGCGCGCAAGCAUCAGCAUUCCACCUCGUGCAUGACACACUCAAGAUCAAGUCAAGUUCCCUCUAUGAGCACUUGACCAAGACAGUGCCGGGCGUCCAGCUUGAUCAGUAUCUUACCAACAUUUUCACCAACCUCUUUACAGCGCAUUUGGCCAUUGACGAAGCAGCAAGGCUCUGGGAUGUUUACGUCUUUGAGGGUGACACACUCCUGGUUCGGGCAGCUGUUGCCAUUCUCCUCAACCGAGAGAUGGACUUGAUGGGAAGCAAGACUGCGGAAGAAGUCAAAGCCGUCUUGUCCAGAACCAGCGCAGGCGCCUCAUCGACGCGAGCAUUGAGCGAAGUCGGCGCCGAAGAUCGAUUCAUGCAAAGCGUCCGCGAUGCCGGAAAACACUAA